CGCAGAGAGGAAUGCGGAAGUAGUCGUGUCUUCCAAUCAUUCCAGCGCACCGGACAGCGACUUCUCCGGUUACUCUUCUCUCCACCGGUGUGUGUGAUUCACCAGGAAACGGGACUCUCUUCCUGCCUGACUGAACGUGGAGCCUACGUGUGUUUGAGACGGAGUGUGCGGGAGCAUCAUGUGGAAGAAGGCUUCAGCAGCGGCCCUGCUGGCGUUAGUAGUUGGCUACUUCUACCAGGGCAGCCCGGACCUGCCGGAGCAGAUCCUGCAGUAUCUCGGCCUGCCAAACUUCCAGUCAUCACCUGAGAGUCAGGACAGCCUGGAGCAGGUGAUCUCCACCGCCUGGGAGACUCUGAUAACUCUGCCGACGCGCCAGUGGAGCAAAGUGGCAGUAGGGGUGAAUGCCUGCGUGGACGUAGUCGUCUCAGGAGUGGGACUGCUGCAGGCGAUGGCGGUGGAUCCCGGCAGCGGCGAGGAUCACGAGGUUCUGCACUCCAAAGAGGACCUGAAGGAGGCCUUCAUCCAUUUCAUGGAGCGCGGGGCGGCUGCAGAGCGCUUCUUCAGCGACGAAGAGGCCUUUCAGAGGAUCGCACGCGCAGCAGCAGAGUACCCCGGUGCGAAGCUGUACGUUGGAGGGAAUGCUGCUCUCAUCGGUCAGAAGCUCGCCUCUUACCCUGAUCUAACGGUCUUGUUAUGUGGGCCAGUUGGUCCUAAACUUCACGAGAUGCUGGACGAGCAGAUCGUCGUUCCCCCGGACUCUCUGCAGGAGACGGACGAAUAUCACCUCAUCCUGGAGUACAAAGCAGGUGAGCAGUGGGGUUCCACUCAGGCACCUCAGGCCAACCGCUUCAUCUUCUCUCACGACGUGUCCAACGGGGAGAUGAGCUCGCUGGAGACGUUCGUGGCGAGCCUGGACGAGUUUGAGCCUGACCUGGUGGUGCUAUCGGGGCUCCACAUGAUGGAGGGUCAGGGCAGAGAGCUGUGGGAGGAUCGGCUGUCAGAGGCUGUGCUAGUCAUAUCUGACAUUCGUGGAGACAUUCCCAUCCACCUGGAGCUGGCGAGCAUGACAGACAAAGACUACAUGAACAGCAUCAUGCAGGAGCAGGUUAUGCCCAUUGUCAGCUCCAUCGGGCUGAACGAGCAGGAGCUGCUUUUCCUCUCUCAGGCUGGUGACGGGCCUCACGCGGACCUGGAUACCUGGAAAGGCAUGCCAGACGUGGGCCGGGUCAGCGACAUCCUCCUCUGGAUCCUGGAGCAGCACGGCCGCAGCGAGCCGUCGUCCGAGGCCGACCUGACUCGCAUCCACUUCCACACGCUGGCCUACCACAUCCUGGCUACGGUGGACGGAUACUGGGGGAACCAGGCGGCGGCGGUGAUGGCCGGGGCGCGAGUGGCCAGCAGUCAGGCGUGCGGCCUUCAGUCCGUUGACGCCAGCAAAGUGGAGCUCAAGGCCCCGCUGGAGUUUCACAGCUCACACAGCGAGCCACGGGAGAAGCUGUCGCUGAACCCGGCAGAGCCCGUCACCGUGUGGCGCCGGGGAAACGUCACCUUCCACCUGACGGUCGUGCUGGUCUGCAAACAGCCUCUCCGGACAGUAGGGCUCGGGGACGCCAUCUCAGCAGAGGGACUAGUUUACUCAGAGAUAAUCACCCAGCAGCCCUUCUGAUGAACCUCCGUUUUCUGCGGUUGUUGGGUCGGAGCUCUAAACUUGUUCAGGCCUCCGUGUGCUGAAGCAGUUUCUGUGUCUUCCUCUCCCCGAAGCUCCAACUGAGUUUAAGAAUGUGAACGACGGCGAUAGUUUUUAGAUUCCUGCCUGAUGACUCCUCCUCCAGCCGUCUCCGGUCUCCUCUGGUCCUCCUCUGGUCCUCCUCCUCCAGUCCUCCAGCAGACACAGAAACUGAGGCAGAACGUGACAGAAGUGGAAGUGACCGGGCUGUGAGGAGGCCUGACUCUUUGCACCGGCCGCAGCUCAAAGCCAUCUUCACAAACUCCAAAGAGUUUUACGCGGCUCACCUAAUUUACUUCGACCCGCAUAUCUUAAGUAUGCUGUGCCUUGAGAAAAUCAAAGAAUUUAAAAGUUAUAAUAUUUUAUUCAUAUUUCAGAGCCAACCAAACCUAAAACUAAGCGUUACAUCAUACAUUCUGAGAAGGACAUGAAUUCACACACAUAUAACACAUUUCUGUUUGACUGGAAACGGAUGAGCGUCCUUCUAUAUGGUAGAAUAUAAAUGGUAUUUUUGAUGUUCUGUGUUUAUUCAAGUUUUUAGGUGCGUUUUUAGGUACGUCAAAUAGUCACUAGAUCUCUUAAAAGCUCACUCUCUCGUGUGUGUCUGACAUCUUUACGAGUACAAACUGUUAACUAGAUAUACUUGACAUUUUUUGUUAUUUGUCUCGAGAGGAUGAAAGUACUAGAGUGUGUUACAAAGUUUGUGUUUUCUCAGCUUUUAGCCUAAGCACUCCCACUAUAAAGAUGUUUAUAAAUAAACAACAGUUAUUAUAGGGUUAUUGUAAUAUCUGUUGCUUAUAAAUUCCUGAUGCAGUGUCCUUAUAUUUUUUAUGCAAAAAAAAAAAAAAAUGAAAUUCUACUCUUAUAAAUGCAAACCUGGUUUUGAAGGGGAUCCUUCUUUAUGCAGUAAAGCUCAGUUUAAAAUCAGAUGUUGGCUAAUUAACAUAAAGGUUCUGUUGUCAUUAAAGUACGAUAAAGGGGAAAUAUAUUUUUCAAAUGCGCAAUGUGUUUACUGGGUCACUAUACUUGUUUUUUUUGUUAACUGCUCUGUCGUACUUUCUUUUCAGUUGUUGCUUUCCCUCACUUAUAAAAUGUGACUAUAUAAAGUGACUCUUAAAAGCUGGCCGGUGUAACGUACUGCUGGAAAAAGCUUCCUGACUCUUCCAUAUGGGUAAAUUAUGCGUUUCCAUGGGUUUGUUUAUGGUUUUCUUUUCUGAGCUUACUUAAGAACGCCUGCAUCAUGUUAGAUAUACAGUACGUAGCUGUCGGAUCAAUGUGUUUGUAUACCUCACAUGGCCACUGAAGGCAUGCAAUAAUGGAGUCUUAAUGCAAACUUGCAACAAAACGAUGUAUGGCAUUUUGUUGAGCGGAAUAAAUUCUUUGCACUAUUACAAAGUGGCAGGUGUGCCUACGAAGGUGAAUGUAACCUUAACUCCGAACCCCACUUUUAUUUUUAGCAGGUACAAUCUUUUCAUUUUCACUCAUUUGAUAGUUUGUUUCUUAUGGUUUUUUUUAACAUUUGUAACUGUCAACCCAUUUUGUUUACUUGUAGUUUGUUAUUAAAAUAUGUAAGGAGAGUAGAGGCUUUAUUGUGGUGCUGCAGAAUAUUGUGCAUAUUCACCAAUGCUUGAAGAAUUUAAAAUGAUUGCUUAAAUGACUACUUGAAUUAUUAGUUUGUUGAUCGACCUUACACUCAUGAGCAACAAUUUUUAGAAUUAUUUUUCAAGAAGAAAUCUUAAACAUUAUCUGAUCCACAAAUCCACACAAAAACUUUGUUAUAUGUAAAAGUUCUGCGUUGGAAUUGUAAAAAUAUAAUCAGGAAAUAAAAAAACCCUCAUUUUUUCUGUUUAAACAUUUACUUCUGAAAUGAAGUAGAAGUAGAAAGAG
Molecule: messenger RNA, 3613 nt
Organism: Anoplopoma fimbria (sablefish)
Lineage: Eukaryota; Metazoa; Chordata; Actinopteri; Perciformes; Anoplopomatidae
Gene: adpgk
Product: ADP-dependent glucokinase
Exons: 8
Coding region: 179-1666 (495 amino acids)
Biological process (GO): glucose metabolic process
Cellular component (GO): endoplasmic reticulum
Molecular function (GO): ADP-specific glucokinase activity
Source: RefSeq, a predicted model, not a curated record